UUCUGUGCGGUCUCACCCGACCAGAUAGUUACGACUUGACCAUCGUACGCGAACACCGUUAAGCGGCUUCUUUUUCGAGCGUCGAAUGUAAACGGGUACACCGUACGACUGAGUCCCAUACAUUUUGAGAAAUAACUGCCGAUUUUUGGUUCGGUUUGUGCUCCUCGUGAAUCAAAACUUGGACAGCCGGCGCUUGUGGAAAAGAUCGGCCAGCAUUUUUUGUUCGUGCAUUUUACUCGCCUGACAUCUGUCGCCGGACUAACGGGCGUCCGGUUCGAACCAUGGUGGAUCGGUCCUAAUUGAUGAUUUUCGGAUUUAUUUCGCACAAAUGAAAGGCAACAUGGACGACGAGACGGCAUUCGUCGCGGUAACGCCGCCGCCACUACCGCUCAAAACCAAAGCGGCUCGUUCCGGAAACGCAAACGAAAAAUUGACGCGGUCCAUCAGCGGCUCAUGUUCCCCACUUCAGGAAUCGUCGUCUUCGUCUUCAACAACGGCCGCUAGGACAACGGUAAAUCUAAAUUCCGUUGACUUCCACAUUCCUACGUCGUUUGAAGAGUUGAGUUCUCGCGGCACGAAGAACAAACCGCACGUAGUGAAGAUCCUGAUCAAUCCGGACGAGACGAGAUUGUUAAGGGACGACGAGGAGGAAGAAUCGAGAAGGGUGGUGAUCGGUGAUGUGUCGCGUUCGCCCUGUAUACGAAUAUCCGUAAACGCGAACAAUAAUCCAGAGUAUACGAAUCACGGGAACAAUAUGGUCGAUGCGGUGGUAGGCAGGUCGAGCCCUUAUUAUUUUUUUAAUCAGUUCAGUGGCGUGAUGUCAAGCGGGCAGGUGAGCCCCAGCGACACUUUGGAUUCGGGGACGUGCAGCGAUUUGGACGGCACGCCGCCGCCCCUGCCGAAGAAAAAGGGCGGCUCCAGUGUUUCGGUUACGGUUAUCGGUACUCACAAGAAAACAAAGAGUUUGAGUAGCGCAACAGAAAUCGACACGGACGAUACCGAAAGCAACAGCAGCAGUAUCAGUUGCGAUUCUUUGAAUAGUGGCAAGUUAUCGCCUCUUGCCAACAAAUCUGCAUUGCGUCUCUCUAAGGACAAGACUUCUAUCCUGCCUCAGACUUUACUCCAAGAUAUUCGAGAGAGAAAUCAUGUCAAAGACCCUUGCAACGGUAAUCAUAUCGUCGACGAAAAGUCGUACGAGGAUAGGCAGAAGGAGUCCAAAAUCGAGCUCUGUACGGAACCGAUCAAUCCCGACAUGUUCUACAAGUUCCAUUUGAACGAGAAAGAUCCCAGCGAUAUCGUUGUGCCCUUAAAUUCGGUAGUUGAGGAUGAAACAUUUGCAGGCUACAAGGACUUCUUGGACGACGGAGCAGCGACCAUACGAAGUGCCAGAGGAACCGUUCGAGGAGUGAAGAACCGCGUAAGGGCCGGUAUUGCCACCUUUUUGCAGAUCAACACCACUGGAAAGAACUACAAGGAAAAGGAUGCAGGGAAGGUGGUUGUUUACACUACCACAAUGGGAAUAAUCAGAGAAACUUAUCAGGCUUGCACAAAAGUCAAGCAGAUAAUGAGGACGCACUUGGUCAAAUUUGAAGAACGAGAUGUUUUUAUGAGCACCGAAUAUCAGACUGAAAUUAGGGAACGAAUGCAAUGUGAUCACAUUUUAGUGCCACAAGUAUACGUCGAUGGUCAACAUAUUGGGGAUGUCGAAACUAUUGAGAGGUUAAACGAAUCUGGAGAGUUACGAAAGUUGUUGAAGCCAUACCGGAGCCCAGACGCGUGCAGCACAUGUCAAGUAUGCGGGGGUUAUCGACUUCUCCCCUGUCACGUGUGCAACGGCAGCAAAAAAUCCGUCCAUAGGAACCAUUUCACGACGGAGUUCGUCGCGUUAAAGUGUAUGAGCUGUGAUGAAGCUGGACUGAUUAAAUGUACCGCGUGCACCUAAUGAUCGGGACUCCUUGCGCAACCCGUUUCUUUCGUUUUCAGUACUCGAUCGUCUGUCUAGAGGGUCCCGGUUUGUCCCAUAGCGGCUUGACCGAAAAUUACUUUGAUAUCUCAUUAGACAAGCGCAAUUUUUUAAUAUUAGUUUUACGCUGACAAUUUUUACAGGAUGUUAAUUCGCGAACAAACUGACGAGUGUGAUGCAGGACGUUUUCAUUAAUUUAUUCAGGAAAUAGACUUUGUUCCAAUCUAAACAAAACUAAACAACAGCAGAUUUUUGCUUCAAUUAAUUAAUGCCAACCGAAAAGCGUAAUCACAUUAUUAUAACACAUUAACGCGAUAAUCUAACCAAUUUUUACCAUAUCCCAUAAAACAUAAUUAUAAUUAGCGUUACGGAACAAUAAAAAACAAAUUUUGCUAAUUGACUUGUACAAAUUCGUCCUUAAAAGUAUCAAUUAUUACUCGAAGUACCAACUUGUGAUACUAAUGAGGAAAUAGUGGAUUGCGAAACUGUAGGCUUCAAAGGUUUUAUCUGAUCUGAUUCAAGGUCCUUUUUACACUCUUUUCUGAUCAAUUUUAACCCAUCUUUAUUUUCAUUUUCUAGACCUUUCAAGACCUUCUUUCAAUGUUAGGAAGGAAAUGAAAAGGAUAGUAUUUCUUUUUCCUAUUAUUUCUUAAUUUUUAAUUCUCUGUAGAAGAGAAUGGGACUUAAAUAUUUUAACUAAAUAUGGACUAUUAUGAAUAAACGCUGUUCCAAACCAACAAAAACAGACAAACAUAAAACUAAAUACUAUGAGUUGGUUGAACCGGUAAAUGUCAAUGUCAAAUAAAUUGACGAAGCUCGUCCCCAAAGUAGUCAGUAUCCUUCGUCUAGAGCUUCAUGAAUUUAUUGUCAGUGUAAAACUAAUAUAAGGAAAUCUUGCCGACGUUAGCAACUGGCAACCUCAAAACCGCAUUUCAUAGUUACAUCUCAAUGGAUACAAACACUAAGUAACACUCACUUUGAAUUGUGGUUGCAGAUUGGUGAAAUUGCUAUUGAGGUUUAGAUGGAAUCUAUAUCGUUGGGUUUUGCGGAUACGAAAAUUGUGACAGACAUGUAGAUUUAGGGUUUGAUCAUGCAGAGUAAUAAUUAUUAAAGCGUUACAAAAACACUGUCUGCAAUUAUCGACUAUUAUUAUAUAUGUUAUAUAUAUUAUAGUUCUGAUGAGGCGGAAUUCCCUAGGACAUUGGAGGUAACUCAAAGUUACAAUAAUUUAAUGUUCGAAACAAAGUGACAACAAAACAAUAAUUUUGGUAAUGUCCCCAAGUAAAACCGCGUUGACCUUGAAAAUUUUUAAGUAAUAGAUUUUUUCUUCUGUGAUUAAUUCGAAACCAAUAGAAUUUAAUUUAUCAUGUUUAACUCAGUCUUUAAAAAUAUUUUAACACAAAACUCCUUUCCGACAAUGGCGAAUGCUCCGUAUUAAUCUUAUACUAUGGAUUUCUUACUCAAAUUUGCUCAAAAGUGCGAUGUGUCGUCUCUUUAAGUUGGAUAAAUGAUGAUCGAUGGCCACAUGAUAUCGUUGGAAAUAUCGUAAAUUUGGCGUAAUUCGUAUUUUAUAUCUUUUUUGUAAAUAUAUUUCUUAAAUAAAUAUUUA
This is a messenger RNA of Cylas formicarius (sweet potato weevil), 3572 nucleotides long. RefSeq names its product glutaredoxin domain-containing cysteine-rich protein CG12206-like. The coding region runs from base 329 to 1942 and encodes 537 amino acids. The transcript has 7 exons. The record is from RefSeq and is a predicted model, not a curated record. Gene Ontology annotation, biological process: sensory perception of sound. Lineage: Eukaryota; Metazoa; Arthropoda; Insecta; Coleoptera; Brentidae.